Messenger RNA from Mangifera indica (mango), 598 nucleotides. RefSeq lists its product as uncharacterized. Lineage: Eukaryota; Viridiplantae; Streptophyta; Magnoliopsida; Sapindales; Anacardiaceae. The record is from RefSeq and is a predicted model, not a curated record. The transcript is spliced from 2 exons. The coding region runs from base 42 to 551 and encodes 169 amino acids.
GACUCCCUCAGCCCAGAAAAAGAGGCAAAUUGAAUUAAGAAAUGGAGAGAAAAAGCACUUCUCUUAUCAUUUACGGAUUUGCCUUAAUCACAUUUCUGUAUUUCAUCCCAAGUUGCCAAGCCUCAAGAAAGUUAGCAGAUUUUCCUCCUCAAAACAAUCCUGUUGGUGAAGAACAUGAUGACCCAAGCAAAAGUGGCGCUCAUGGUGAUACUCCUCCUACUGGCAAGUUCAACACGCCGCCUUAUCCCACCUCAUACCCAACAUAUAAUAAUCGUGGAAGUUACACUAAUCAAAAUAAUGGGUAUGCGGGACAAACUGGUGCGAGGAGAACUACUUCCAAUAAUGGCAAUUGUCAAUAUAAUGAAACAGUUGACGCUUAUGGUAGGAAGCAUGUUACUUUUACUGGUAAUGGUUGCAACAAUCAUAAUGGCUACCAGGGAGGACAAUUGUAUGCCGCAGAAUAUUAUUCCGAGUCACCGCCCGCGAUUCCAGGUUACGGCUCGCUGUUACCUCUUGGUCUAGGGAACGAUGAACCAGGUCACCCUCCUUAGGCAGUAAAAAAAAUAUUAUGUAGGUUUAUUUUUUAUAUAUAAUAAGA